CAGCGUGCCUCGGGCCGCCGCUGAGGCGCCAUAUUCCGGCCUGCGGUACUUCCGGUGCCUCUGCGCUGACUCGGCCUUCCGUUGAGCGCCGCCGGCCAGAGACGAUGAAGCUCCUGAUUCUCGCUGUGUUUGCCCUGUUUUACGUGGCCCACUGUGAGGAAGGCGCCAGGCUCCUUGCCUCCAAAUCUCUAUUAAACAGAUAUGCAGUGGAGGGCAAGGACUUGACUUUGCAGUACAACAUCUACAACGUUGGCUCCAGUGCUGCUUUAGAUGUGGAGCUGUCGGAUGAUUCUUUCCCCCCAGAAGAUUUUGGCAUUGUCUCUGGGAUGCUCAACGUCAAGUGGGACAGGAUCGCUCCAGCGAGUAACGUGUCCCACACCGUGGUUCUGCGGCCUCUCAAAGCUGGUUACUUCAACUUCACCUCCGCUACCAUCACGUACCUGGCACAGGAGAGUGGACAGGUUGUGGUUGGUUUCACUAGCGCUCCUGGGCAGGGAGGAAUCUUGGCUCAGCGUGAGUUUGACAGGAGGUUCUCCCCUCACUUUCUGGACUGGGCAGCUUUUGGUGUGAUGACCCUGCCCUCCAUUGGGAUCCCACUGCUGCUGUGGUACUCGAGCAAGAGGAAGUAUGACACCCCCAAGACCAAAAAGAACUGAGCAAAGUCAAAUGCCACCAGCACCCCAGAGCUCAGGAAAGAACAAACAUGAACCCACCCAGAGCAGCAGGUGUGUUGGGAUCAGCACCGUCGCCCCUGCAAAGCGCUGCCUGGGUUACGCUUCCGCCCUGCGGGCGAGGGGGAAUCAACCCAACUGAAAAUCCCAGACCUCCUUGGCUGCGUGUUCGGAGCAGAGACCCCUCGCUCCGUGGCAGGCGUAGUGCUGGCGCAUCUGUGAUGCGAAUGAGCUCGUGCCUGGAGGAGCCUGCUCGGGGCGGUGCAGCUCCGCAGUGUUUCUGCCAUCUGUGCUGCCUUCCAGACUCCAUUCGGCCAAACGGCUGCCAUCUCAGAUGUAUUAAAUCUCGGGGCCCCGCUCCUCCGAAUGCUGCCUGCCUUGCUGAAACACCUGUGGGAAGGAGCUCUGUUAGAGUGACAAAACCAGGCCGCCCUUUGACAGCCUGUUAGAGCUGCGGCUUUGCAGGGUGGGGCAUGGGAGGUCCCCGCUGAUGCUUGUUCUCUAGAAAGGCCCAUUGUAUUUUGGUGAGCAGUUCAUUGCUGCGUUUCUGUUCUUUCUGGUUGCUCUGUUCAGGGUUGAGGUGUCUUGAGGUACUGAGGAUUUUGUAAUAAAAUGAACGCCGUGAAAGAAGCCUGCCUUUCUUUUACCAGGAAGUCCUGGAGGCACUUGGCUGCCUUCAGAAGCAGCUAAGGGGCGUACAGUCGGUAAAACAAAGAACUACAUUAUCCAUAAAAUAAAUGGAAAAGAGGGCCCAGAGGGCUCCAAGCCCUAGUAUAAGAUUUCUCUUCACAGCCAUAAAUAAAUGCCGCUGUGGCUGCA
Messenger RNA from Phalacrocorax carbo (great cormorant), 1490 nucleotides. The record is from RefSeq and is a predicted model, not a curated record. NCBI's taxonomy places the organism in Eukaryota, Metazoa, Chordata, Aves, Suliformes, Phalacrocoracidae.